This is a messenger RNA of Lasiodiplodia theobromae, 1380 nucleotides long. RefSeq lists its product as uncharacterized. NCBI's taxonomy places the organism in Eukaryota, Fungi, Ascomycota, Dothideomycetes, Botryosphaeriales, Botryosphaeriaceae. The coding region runs from base 1 to 1380 and encodes 459 amino acids. The transcript is spliced from 3 exons. The record is from RefSeq and is a predicted model, not a curated record.
AUGGCUGUCACCAUGGGCUCGCCGUCCUCACCCGCUCCUGGCUCCUCGCUUGACCAGCCAAACUCUGCGGCGCACCCUCAGAGCGGACUCGCCGCGACCAUGUCACCGACACCAAAACACCAUCGCACUUCGAGCAGUGACAGUGUUCUGCAUGAUUCGAAGAGAGUCAAGCCGAAUGCUGAACCCGACACCGAUCAAGAGGAGCCGUCCGCCAACGAACAGCUAUUGGCUGAAGUGACCGAGGCAAAGACAAUGACUGUGCGCUUUCCCAGUACUAUCGCGGACCCGGAGGCAUUCGUGAAGACGUUCAAGAGCUUGCCGGGUGAGUUGAGGAACCGCAUCUACGACUUUGUCAUCGAAGGCAUGCUCCCGUCAAAAGAAAUGGACCUUUCUUGUACACUUCACAACAGUCAGUACCCACCGCUCGGCCCCGGCGCCAUGGCCAACAUCUGCCGCAACUACAAGUCUCAGAUUCGGAGGAAGUGGAGAGUCCGCUUGCUGGAACGCUUUCAUCGCUGCUGUCUCCUCUCAAUUUCGCAUCGUGUCAGGAACGAGUUUUUGGGCCGCUUGUGGAAGUUUGUUGGCCUCCUCUUCUGCAGCUGCAAGACGCGUCGCUCGGACGGUCUUCAGGUCACCUGGAAACAGACUACCAAGCUGGGACAUGUGUUCACUCACUCGUACUUGCACAACAUAGUGUACAAUGUGCACUACAGGGGCCUCAGGCAUUCCGGUCUGGAUAGACUCAAGGAGUUCUGUGAGAUGCUCGUCAAGAUAGCCUUCAAGGGCAACCUCGUUGUGACAGGGUGGCGGUUCGAUGUGGAUUUCGCUGCCCGGACCAUUGAGCUGUUCGGCACCAGUUGGUAUGAGGGCCUUGUGAUCGAGGCCUACGAUCAGUCCACUGUUUCUGGAGAGUUCGAUGCAGCGCUCCGCACUUACCAGCAAAAGUGCAAUACAUACGGCCGGAAGCGCAUCCGUAAGCUCGCUAAGCAAGGUGGACUCAUCACGCCGGGCGAUGCGGACCAGGUUCGCUUGUUGAAGAAGAUUGACUUCCGGGCGAAGGCUUUCAAUGGCAAACACUACGAUUCUAUCUCAUACGCCGAUCUCUGGAACACCGAGGAUGAGGAGAACGAGAUGGCCAUCGAGAACCCGUGGGACCUGUGGGACGACCUUGAGGAUGGUCAUACCGUCGGCGAUGGCGGCAUCCUCGACGAUGGUGGUACCCUCAACAAUGGUGGUGGUACCUUUGACAACGAUGGCGGUACCCAUGAUAAUGGUGGUACCCACGAUGAUGGCGGUACCCACGAUGAUGGCGGUAUCCACGAUGAUGGCCCCGAUGGCUGUCAUGGCCCCGAUGGUCUUAACGAGGACGGAGAUGAGUGA